AUGAGCGCCUCCGUUCCAUCAUCCUCCACAACCAGACGAAGACGGCGACGAAGAAGAAAUGAGUUCCGUUUUCAGCUAAUUCGGUGUUCCGAUCCAAAUCGAUCCGUCAGUCGCAUCCUAGACUUGAAGAACCAACGAAUUACCAAUGCCUCCUUGUUUCAACUCCAGGAUGUUCUUGACGGUACUGUUCUCACGGCUCUGUUGGACGUCUUUCAGCAUUUUGUCAACGAAGGAAUCAAGUGGCAGAGUCUGGAAAUUCAGGAAACCGAGAAAAUUAUGUUCGAUGUUUCUCCCUUGCACGAGCUUCUUCGUCUGGCAAACGAAUCAAGCCUCUUUCAAAGCAUCCAUUUGGCUCUUCGGAGCCGAUACAAUUCGAGCUUGCAACCGGAUGCAAAUGAUGGGGCAUUUCUGCAAUCGAUCGAGCAAAACAGCCGACUUGCCCAGCUCAGUAUUGAUCUGGACGGAAGACAAUCGGCUGAGGACGUUCAAUCUUUGAUUACACUUUUGACCGUUUCCAAGACUUUGAAGCGUCUCACGCUAAAGUGGCAUGGGCUCCAGGUGGGUGCCUUUUCGGAAGGGUUCGCCCACAACUCGGACUUGACUUCACUCUGUCUAAGUUGCCCUGCUGAGAGCUUUGUACCGAGUUCUUCGAUUCACGACAUGAUGACAGAACUCUCCCUGUAUCCAACGAUGAGAUUAGAAAAACUGAACUUGUCUAGCAAAGGCGACGACGAGCUGUCAUCGGCACUGGAAUUGCUAUUGCUAUCGCAGCAGGGACUCAAGAUGCUUACUGUCUCUUGCGGUGGAUCAUCGGCUCUAGGUGGCUUUUCCAUGGCCGGUCUCGCUCCAGCUCGGUUAUCCAGUAAUCCGUUUGAUUCCUUUUUCCGACGCCUUGCCGAUCUCACUCCGGCGCGCAUGGCUGCCAUGUCAGCGGCACAACACCAGCACACCGUCGCCGCUCAUGUACCGGUAGUGCAAGAUCAUAAUGCGGAACAACAACAAGAACAAUCCCUGGACGAACAAUUGGACGCCCACUUGAUCGAAAAUGGUCCACUCAUCACGAUUGGAACGAACAUGUACAAGGCUUCGAGAGACCAAAUAUCCUAUGUCAAAAAGGCACUCAUCAAUUAUCCCAAGCUACGAUUGACCCGUCAAUUUCCAUCCUCAAUGGAAUAUGACAAUGUCUUGAAUCACUGUGGUAGGUACCUGAUGAAUGAUUCGAAUGUGCCCUUGGGGCUUUGGCCCAUUGCGCUAGAGAGAGCUGCUUGCUUGGAGAAUCACAAGCAUCUGCGAUCUACUGUGAUUUAUGAGCUACUUCAUGGGGGAGUAUUUGCUGGACGGGAGACCUAUGCUUCGCUCUAA
This is a messenger RNA of Cylindrotheca closterium, 1362 nucleotides long. The record is from the annotation of a GenBank genome assembly. Lineage: Eukaryota; Bacillariophyta; Bacillariophyceae; Bacillariales; Bacillariaceae.